Carica papaya (papaya) is the source of this 1120-nucleotide messenger RNA. Its product is annotated as rac-like GTP-binding protein 3. NCBI's taxonomy places the organism in Eukaryota, Viridiplantae, Streptophyta, Magnoliopsida, Brassicales, Caricaceae. Gene Ontology annotation, biological process: small GTPase-mediated signal transduction. Gene Ontology annotation, molecular function: GTP binding; GTPase activity. The record is from RefSeq and is a predicted model, not a curated record.
CUAAAGUAAAUGCAGUGGCCAUCUCUUCAAAAACCAGAACAGAUCAUUUAGGGCUCAAAAAUACAAAGAUUCUAACAAAAUUAAAAAUUCAAUUCGGUUUACAUGAAAUAAGCCUGAGGAGAGAGAAGAAAAAAGCGGGAAUUGAGUGAGAAUCAUCUUCCUUGCCUUUUCAAUGGCUUCCAGUGCUUCCAGGUUCAUCAAGUGUGUGACGGUGGGUGAUGGUGCUGUUGGCAAGACUUGCAUGCUUAUCUGCUACACAAGCAACAAGUUCCCUACUGACUACAUACCAACAGUGUUUGAUAACUUCAGUGCAAAUGUGGUAGUUGAAGGCACCACUGUUAACUUAGGCCUCUGGGACACAGCUGGGCAAGAGGAUUACAAUAGGCUGAGACCCUUAAGCUAUAGAGGAGCAGAUGUCUUUGUCUUAGCUUUCUCAUUAGUUAGCCGCGCAAGCUACGAGAACGUACUGAAAAAGUGGAUCCCUGAACUCCAGCAUUACGCUCCAGGAGUCCCGGUGGUACUAGUUGGGACUAAACUUGAUCUUCGUGAGGACAAGCAUUAUUUGGCUGAUCAUCUUGGGUUGGUGCCUGUAACCACAGCACAGGGAGAGGAACUACGUAAACAGAUUGGUGCUGCUUAUUACGUUGAGUGCAGCUCAAAAACUCAGCAGCAUGUGAAAGCAGUUUUUGAUGCUGCAAUCAAAGUAGUAAUCAAGCCACCACAGAAACAAAAGGAGAAGAAGAAAAAGCAACGCCGGGGAUGCCUGCUAAAUGUCUUUUGUGGGAGGAAUAUUGUGCGAAUCGGAUAAGUGCACGGGUUGUUUUAUGAAGAAAUCGAAUACGAUUGUUAGCCAUUCCAGUAGGUUGUGCAGAGAUUUUUCAGGCUGCGACAUGUGUUUUCAAGCAAUGGUUUGUGUAGAUGGGCAGGUUUAGCUCAUUUUCAGUAAUGUUUUCCGGCCCAUCCUUACAUUCUCUAAUUAUUGUGAUAAAAAAAUAUUCUUGCAUUCUAAUCUAGUUACAAAGUGAUAUUCGUUGUAAAGAGCUUAAAACAUCAAAGGAUUAUUGUUUGUUUCACAUAUUCCUGGAGGAUUGAAGGAAGAAAUAUGCCUAUUUUCUUUUCU